Molecule: messenger RNA, 2349 nt
Organism: Prunus dulcis (almond)
Lineage: Eukaryota; Viridiplantae; Streptophyta; Magnoliopsida; Rosales; Rosaceae
Product: zinc finger BED domain-containing protein RICESLEEPER 2-like
Exons: 5
Coding region: 1-2349 (782 amino acids)
Molecular function (GO): DNA binding
Source: RefSeq, a predicted model, not a curated record
AUGGCCAUGGUUGACCAUCAGUGUCAAUGGUUCGACAGGGAGUUGUGGGAUGGUGUCAAACGUUUGACAUUUGUCACAUUUCUAGGUGAAGGCUUGUGCAUCGGUGUGGAUAGAGGGACAGAAAUAUCAUUGCUGGAUAAUCUUGUAGGAUCCAUCCACGUUGGGUUUUGCUCAAUAGUGCAAAUGACUAGCGCUUGGGUGCUGGGUGUCUUUAGGAGUUUCACGUGGAUAUUACUGAACCAACUUUGCAAAGGCAUCAACAUAGCUAUUUUCAGAGCGUGGGAUCUGGCUGAUGCGAUAAGCACUGAAAGUUUUCAGCAGCUGAUGGGUAUAGUGAAGUAUGGAUUACCAAUGCCGAUUUCUUUGUUAAGGGCAGAUAAUAACCUUCCUCCUUGGCGUCCUGGAUUGAAAGAGUUGCCUAGUAAUAGUAAUGAAGUAUGCUCUUCUUCUGCAUCCGCGUCCGCUUCCGCAUCAUCACCAUCACCUACUAUACCAAUAACCCAACAUCAAGCCCAAACACCUCCUCAACAUAGUGGUCUUCCACCAUUACCUCCUUUAGAGACUAGAAAAUCAUCAAGAGAAAAAUCGGAGGUGUGGGAUCACUUCGAAAAAUAUGAUGAUGUGGUUGAGACCGUGAAGAAGGAUGGUAGCAAAUCUUUGACAUGUAAAAAGAGAGCUAGGUGCAAGUAUUGCUUUACUAGUUAUGUCGCGGACCCCAAUUUGAAUGGGACGUCAAGUUUGAAGAAGCAUAUUGAGUCUACAUGUAAGAAAUAUCUUGGGAGUGUUGGAAAGGAUAAAAGGCAAAAGACUUUGUCGUUUGACCAAGCACUUGGUGGUCUAUCAACAACCGGGCAUACUAAAGAAGAUUGGUUAAGGUCUUGUGUAGAAAUGGUAGUGAUGGAUGAGUUGCCUUUUAGUGUGGUUGAAGGUAAAGGGUUUAAGAGAUUUUGUGAAUCAUUGAACCCUCAUUUCCAAGUGCCAUCUCGUAGGACACUUGUAAGGCAUUUUAUGGUUAUGUAUGAAGAGAUGAAACAAAAGUUGAAAGGAGAAUUAGCAUCACAUAGAGUGUGUCUCACAACGGACACUUGGACAAGUGUUCAAAACGUAAAUUACAUGGUGAUCACAGCACACUUUAUAGACGGUGAAUGGAAUUUGCACAAAAGAAUUUUGAACUUUUGUGUCAUUGCUAACCACAAGGGGAACUCAAUUGGUAAACUCCUCGAGACUUGUUUGCUUCAUUGGGAUUUGAAGAAGAUACUCACAAUCACGGCCGAUAAUGCUUCUUCAAACACGAAGGCAAUAGAUUACUUGAAGUCAAAGAUGGGUCAUUGGAAGAAUGGUAGUCUUGUAUUGGAAGGAAAGUAUAUGCAUGUGAGGUGUUGUGCUCACAUUGUCAAUUUGAUUGUUCGAGAUGGCUUGAAAAAACUAGAGAAAAGCAUAUUGGCAAUAAGGAAUGCGGUUAGGUAUGUAAGAUCCUCUCCACAAAGGUUAGAGGAAUUUAAAACAUGUGUUUUGAAGGAGCAAAUUGAAUGCAAAGGGCUUGUGGUGUUAGAUGUUCCAACUAGGUGGAAUUCAACAUAUUUGAUGUUGGAUGCCGCUUUGAAGUUUGAAAAAGCCUUUGUAAGAAUGGGAGAAGAUGAUGAUGCCCCAUUUGCGUCUUGGUUUGGUGAAGAUGAACCGGUUGGGGAAGAUGAGGGUGUGGUUGUAUCUCAUAGGCCUAAAAAGAGGGUAGGGCCACCAACUAAGGAAGAUUGGAGCAAUGCUCUUACCUUUGUCAAUUUUUUAAAGGUAUUUUAUGAUAUGACAUUGAAGAUGAGUGUUUCUUUGCAUCCGGCUUCUCACACCACCUUUCAUAAUUUGAUUGCAAUUGAGGGUGAAAUUGGUGAUUUGUUCUUUGGAGAGCAAUUACCAAGUGAAACUCACACCUCCACGGUUUUGAAAGAUAUGGCAUGUAGCAUGAAGGUGAAAUUUGAAAAGUAUUGGGGUGACCUUGAUAAAGUGAACCAACUUUUGAUGGUAGCACUUGUUCUUGAUCCUCGGUACAAGUUGGGGAAUUUGGAGUUUGUAUUAAAGAGGAGGUUUGAAAACCCGCAAGAUGCUACUAAGAAGAAAAAUGAAGUGAAAGAGCUUUUAAUGAAGCUUUAUGAGGAGUAUGCUAUCCCACCACCUCCUACUCAAUGCACUAGUGCUAAUGGUAAUACUAGUUCUACUAGUAGUAUUACUUUAACAAGUUCUAACAAAAAAGGAGGAGGAAAGCACCUUUGGGAAAUGGAAGAAGGUUGGAUAAAAGAAUCUCAAGCAAGUAACACCAUGAUAUUGGAGCAUGAAGUUGAUAGUGGUGGAAAUUGA